Portunus trituberculatus (swimming crab) is the source of this 7627-nucleotide messenger RNA. Its product is annotated as ATP-binding cassette sub-family G member 1-like. The record is from RefSeq and is a predicted model, not a curated record. Gene Ontology annotation, molecular function: ABC-type transporter activity; ATP hydrolysis activity; ATP binding. Gene Ontology annotation, cellular component: plasma membrane. Bases 1202 to 3352 code for a protein of 716 amino acids. NCBI's taxonomy places the organism in Eukaryota, Metazoa, Arthropoda, Malacostraca, Decapoda, Portunidae. The transcript has 13 exons.
AAAAAAACAAAAAACACAGAGAGAGAGAGAGAGAGAGAGAGAGAGAGAGAGAGAGAGAGAGUCACACCCCCAACAUCCCCACUCUCUCUCACUCAGACACGCAACUGUUUCGAACACAAAUGAACGAGAAAAUGAAACUUAACUGAACCAACAUUGAACACUCUUUGAAACACCCUUUCAGUUUUGCCCCGUGCUUGCGUGUGUGCGUGUCCGUGUCCGUGUGUGCGUGUGCGUGUGCGUGUAGGAGGUCCACACGCACUUACACCCCCCCCUGAGAGCAAGGUAGAAGGCGGGAGAAGGGAGAUAUAGUGAUAAAUGAAGAGGAAUACAAAAAAUUGAAGUGUUGUGAUAGAAAACGUGGAAAGAACGUGUGAAUUUAAAGGGUGACUUGUAAAAAUGUUUGUUUACGUUAACGAAAGGUGAAUAGAAAGGAAAUGGUGAUAAAUGUGUGAAAGAGAGAGAGUUAAGAGUAAAGAUAGAAGUGAGGAAUGGCUGAUAAAUUACUGGAGGAGAUAGAAAGCGAGAGAUUGAAUAGAAAACGGAAGUGAGGGGAAGGAAAAGAGAGAAAAUAAAAAAAGAAUUCUUAAUCCAGAACCCAGAAGUGAGAUAGAAACGAAGAGAAAGAGAGAGAGAGAGAAAGAGAAAGAGAGAGAGAAAGAGAAACACAGAGAAAAGAGAGAGUGACAGAAGUGAACCCUGUGUCACUCCACCUUAAGAAACAAAAAGAGAGAGAGUGAGAGAAAAAGAGAGAGAGGAAAAAUACAAGAAAAGAAAGAAAAUAUAAACACAAAAAAGAGAGAAAAAGAGAGAAAGAGAAGAAGAAAAGAGAGAAAAAAAAAGAAAGAGAGAGACAGAACUGAACCCUGUGUCACACCAUAAACAAAGACACAGAGAGAAAGAGAGAGAGAGAGAGAGAGAGAGAAAGUCACACGCAAACACACAGACCCCUCUCUCUCUAAAGCAGCCCCUUAGACACUUCCAAACACCCCUAAACACCCCAAAACACCCCUAAACACCCCUAAAACACCAAUAAAACACCCCAAAACACCCCUAAACACCUUCAAAACACCCCCAAACACCCCAAACACCUUAAAAUACCCAGUCAAACACUCCUCAGCCCUCAAUCAACCUCAUUCAGCCCCCAGUCAGCCCCCCAGUCAGCCCCCCAGUCAGCCCCCAGUCAGCCCACCUUCAGAGCAACAUGGCGGAGUUACUGAGCGUGCAAGUCCCCAGCAGGAGGGGGCUAGGGGGCUACGUGGAGUUUCACAAGAACAUGGAGGGGGGGGCUGCAGGGGUGGGGACUCCAAUGCUGGGGUCCCCUGCAGCCAGACAGCCCUACCAGAACCUCUCCCUCUCACACGCCAGGAUCAGCAACGACCUGAGGAAGAAGGUCGUGAACGGCGCCAGUGCGGGGAUCAUCAUGUCUCACCUUCCCAAACGACCACCUGUUCACAUCGAGUUUAACGACCUCUCCUACUCCGUGUCCGAGGGCAGGCAUAGAGGUUUCAAGACAAUUCUGAAGAAGGUGAGCGGCAAGUUUCGCUCCGGGCGCCUCACAGCCAUCAUGGGGCCGUCAGGAGCGGGCAAAUCCACCCUCAUGAACAUUACGGCCGGAUACAGAAUCAGCAAUGUUGUGGGAAGCAUCUUGGUGAACGGGAGGGAGAGAAACUUGAGGAAAUUCCGCAAGAUGUCUUGUUAUAUUAUGCAAGACGACCACCUCCACCCACACCUGACCGUCGCUGAGAGUAUGACAUGCUCAGCGAACCUCAAGCUGGGAGAUCGCAUGAAGAGGGCGCAGAAGGAGGAAGUGAUCAACGAGAUUCUGGAGACGCUGAGCCUGACGGAGUGCCGGGACACGCGCGCCAUCAACUUGUCAGGCGGCCAAAGGAAGCGUCUCUCGAUCGCCCUUGAGCUUGUAAACAAUCCCCCUGUUAUGUUCUUCGACGAGCCCACCAGCGGCUUGGACAGCAGUAGCAGUUUUCAAUGCAUCAAUUUACUGAAGACUCUGGCACAGGGGGGGCGCACCAUUAUCUGCACCAUUCACCAGCCCUCCGCCAAGCUGUUUGAGAAAUUUGACUACCUCUACGCUCUUGCUGACGGCCAGUGCAUCUACAGGGGCGCUAUCACCGGACUUAUCCCCUUCCUCUCCGCCAUGGGCCUUGAGUGUCCCUCCUAUCAUAACCCAGCUGACUUCCUGAUGGAGGUGGCCAGCGGGGACUACGGGGAAUUUACACACAAGUUGACCUCGGCGGUGCAUUGUGGGAAGUGUGACAACCUGGGACCAGACAACACCGAGGCAGUCCGCGCCAAACACCACCUCAUCUGCAGGGAGGAUGAAGAAGGAAGAGAAGACGGAGGAGGAGGUGGAGGAGGAGGAGGAGGAGGAGGAGGAGGAGGAGGAGGAGGAGGAGCAGCAGGAGCAGGGGAGACACGAGUAAACAUGCCAGCCUCCACCAAACACUCCCUGCUGACCUCAGAGGACGAAAGUAUAGACGACAUUCCUAAUUCAUUUCCUACUUCAGGCUGGAAGCAGUUUGUCAUUCUCUUCAAGCGGACCUUCCUCUCCAUCAUCAGGGACGGGAUGCUAACCAAGAUGAGGAUCUGUUCGCACAUCCUCAUUGGUCUCCUGAUCGGCCUUCUCUACUACAACAUAGGCAACGAGGCGAGCAAGGUCUUCAAUAACUCCGGCUGUCUCUUCUUCUGCAUGCUGUUCCUCAUGUUCACCGCCAUGAUGCCCACUAUUCUGACAUUCCCCCUUGAAAUGAACGUGUUUAUCAGAGAGCACCUCAACUACUGGUACUCCCUCAAGUCGUACUACCUGGCUAAGACAAUGGCGGACAUGCCCUUCCAGGUGAUCUACCCGCUGCUGUAUGUGCUGCUGGUGUACUUCCUGACGGCGCAGCCCCUCGAGGCGCAUCGCUUCUUCAUGUUCACCAUCAUGUGUAUAAUGACCUCCCUGGUAGCACAGUCGCUGGGUUUGGCUAUCGGGGCGUGUCUUAAUAUACAGGGGGCGGUGUUCCUGGGACCCAUCACCUCCAUCCCAGUGCUUCUCUUCUCUGGGUUCUUCGUCAAUUUCUCAACCAUUCCCAUCUAUCUCCGCUGGGUCACCUACAUCUCCUACGUCAGGUACGGGUUUGAGGGGACACUGCUGAGUAUAUACGGGUUUGACCGCAAGCCGCUGCACUGUUCCGAGGCGUACUGUCACUACAAGUCACCACGCAAGUUUCUGGAAGAGAUGGACAUAAUCGGAGCGGAGUUUUGGAUAGAUUUUGUGGUGCUGUUCUCGUUCUUCAUCGCUCUGAGGACCAUUGGGUAUUUUGUGCUGCGAUGGAAGCUUAAGGCAGAACGCUAGCCACUGGGGAAGGCUGGGGAGGAGGGAGGGAGUCUGCUGUUACUUCUACUACUACUAUUAUUUCUUGUACUAUUCGUCCUACUUCGAUCUCAGUGUUAUUUUUGUGUUUUUUCUUCACUCAAGGUAUAUUUUCCUCAUUUUCCUCCUAUCCCUCCUCCUCCAGACUUGAAAGUGAAGGAAAGACGAAAGUUUGGGUGUGUUUGUGAUCACCCUUGUGUUUUGCCACUUGGAGACUGCGAGAGAGAACAGCCACUAGUGAUGGUGAUGCAGUGUAGUGAGUGGUUCUCCCCGCCGCGCCGUGCCAUCUCGCUCUGUACAGCGUAACAUACGGACACACACACACAAACCUACAUACAUACAUACAUACAUCUCGCGCAUUCAUUUAAUUCACUCGCCGCCAAAUUCCUUUAUGGAGCGGAACAUUUUACAAAGCCCCUUGCGACUGCUGAACCUACUGCUACUACUGCUGCUACUGCUUGGCUGCCUGCUCGCCUGCCACCCUGCCUGCUAGCCUGCCUGACCACCACAACGCUCUGCAGGCUGCCGGCAACACACAGGCUGGGCUAGAGAGGGCAGGUGUGUCUUUGGAGUCUUUCAGAGGAUGGGAUGAGAGGAGAGGGCUUGGGAGAGGAGAGGGAGAGGAGAGGGAGAGGCAAGAGUUCUGAUGUGCUAUGGAAACACACUCCUCACCCUUUUAUCUUCAAGCUCAGGGUCUUGUCUGUCCCUCUCCCCUCCUGGACGCCCUCUGCAUGCCUUCCCUUCCCCUGCCCUGGUGUGGCUUCAAAAGGCAUCCAAAUCCCUGCCAAGCUGUCGUGAUCCCCUUUAAGUAGUGUUCAGUCUCCUUAAGUGGUGUUCAAUUCCACUAUAAGUGGUGUUUGAGCCUUCGUAAGGUGCUUGGGCAUACUUAAGUGGUGUUCGGUCACUUUUUUUAAGAGAGGUGAUGGUUAAAGUGACAGUGAUGUUCGGUUCUACUGCAUUGCCACUUAAUCCUCUGCAGUGGUGUCAGAUCCCCCUUCAAGUGGUGUUUGAUUCCCUGUGGCAGCCUCGCAUCGGUUUGUCUCCGAGAGUGAUGCCAAAGUGGAGGGGACUGUUAUCAUCUUCAUAGUGUAUACAUCUACUCUACUACUCAUAGUCUGUAUAUACGUGUAUGUAUGUUUUGUGAUGCAGUACAGAGGGUGAGAGGGAAACUUUAUUAUCUUCCACAGACUGAUUGUACGUACGCCAGUGAUCUUAAUCUUAGUCUUGACAAGUGAGUAAGACGGGAAAAAAGACAAACAUUUACACGAGUGAUCUUAAUCUUAAUCUUGACAAGGGAGAAAGAGACUAUUGAGGUGUUUUAAGAGAAGGACAAAGGAGAAGUUUACGAGUCAGACAUAAAAGACAUACAAGAACUUCCUCUAGAACCUAUUAACUCGGAAGCCAUGCACAGUGACAGUGAGUAGUGAAUUGAAGUGAGAGGAACAGCUAACAUGUCAGUACUGAGUGUUGUGUUGGUGUGUGAGUCAAAUGAACAAUUCAAAGUUUAGAAAGGAAAGGAAAAAAGUUGGAAAAAGAAAAAAAAAUGUUUGCAGAAUCGUACAAGUUGUUAGAAAAAGAGAGAGAAAAAAAAACUUGAAUCCUUAUUGUAGUUUAGUUUUUUUUUUUUUUUAUUUAGGGAAAGUGUUUUAGGUGAAGGAAAAAGAAGGAUGGUUACCUGAAGAUUCACAGCGAGUUGGAAGGUGUUUGUGUGUGUGUGUGUGUGUGUGUGUGUGUGUGUGCUAUAGUGCAAGGCUGAGUGAGGGACAGAGUAAGGAGAAAAGGAAGUAAAUAUAUAGAUGCAAACAAAAAGGAAAUGGAGAAACAAAGAAAGGACAGAAAAGAGAAAGGAAAAUUUCUAGAAACAAAUAUUCUCCAAUGGAAGAAAAAUAUAGAAAAGUUUGAAGUUUGUUUAGCGAAAUGUAAAGAAGUUGUGUAGCAGUUUUUAGUGAAAUGAAGAAAAAAAAAAUGAUGUAUUGGAGUUUUUACUGUAAAUAUGUGAAAAAUACAAAAAAAUGAGAAGAGAAAGUAAAUAUUUAUGACCUGCUUAGGAAAUGAAUAAAUGGAAGACAAUUUCGGAAUUAAUGAGGAAAAAUUAUAAAAUGGUGACUGAGAAGAGUACAAUAUGAACAAUUAAAGAAAAGACAAGGCUGAACUCACACCAGAAAUUUGAAAUAUGGUACAUUACACUGCUGGCUCAUGAGAGAGAGAGAGAGAGAGAGAGAGAGAGAGAGAGAGAGAGAGAGAGAGAGAGAGAGAACGGGUACUAUUAUAAUCCUCAUAGUAAAAUAAUUGUAACGAAUGAAACAAAUCUCCGUUUAUUAACAAAAUUUUAACUCGUUGCAUGUCCGCCGCUGCACCUCCAGGCUUAUCUCCAGGAACAUUGACGAUGUAUGCAUGACUCUGCACAAACCAUUCACUAUCACAACAAAAGACGGAAGAGUUACACGUUAUAUUUAAAAACACGUAACCGAAAGGAAUAGUGUUUUGUGUUUUUCCAUGAUUUAAAAAUUUUUGACGUUUUUCUCUCUAGCCUCCUCAGAGACUUAGUCAAUGAGUUUUAAGUAAGUAAAUAUCUAUAAAUAAUAUGUAUCGUAAUAAUCACUUUUCAAAUAUUUCUGCUGCGGCACAAUCGAGGCAUUUUUUAAUACUCUAUAGCGAGAAGUAUUAGUGCAUUUUUUUUUUUUUUUUUUUAUUUAUUAUGAAAGCACUUUUCGGCAGUUUUGUGGAGCCAUUGUACAAUUUAAACAUUUCACGCCUUCAUUUCAUACAAAACUUCAAGGGCUAGCAGUGUUGCCAUAACGCAUUCACCUCCCGGACUUGUUAAAUAGUAGCAGUAAUGGACGCCUGGGUUGGCAACAGUGGCGCAAGUAGAAUGUAAACAAAGGAAAUUAGUCACUCAUUAUUAUUAUUAUUAUUAUUAUUAUUAUCUACUUAUCUGUUUAUUUUUUCUUCAACAUUUCCCUCACUUAAUUUUAUAGUGUACGAUAAUUACCAUAUAUUUUUUUCGCGUAGUCCAGAAAUACACAAUUAUAUAUUCCACCUCAUUUUUUAUACUGAAUAUCUGUUUGUCAUAUUAUUGCGUAGGAUUGGCCCACAUUGUAUUGCUCAGAGACUAGUAUUAUUAGUUUAACGUUAGGUUUGGUGUGAGGGAGGUGAGGAGGAGGUAGAGAUAACUUGAUAAAGGGAGGCAACAGGAAGAUUGUAAAUAAGAUAGAGAGGAUAAAAGUAGCUUACAGUGGACAGUAUACAGAGGAGAAAGGGAAAUAAAUAGUAAAUAGAUAAAAGAGGAAUAGGAGAAAGGGAAGAACGUAGAAAGGAAUACGAGAAUGAAGAAUAAUGUAUAGAAAAAAAAAAAACAUUGAUAAUCCUAAAUUAAUUAACUACAUAUUCAGGCUGUGGACUAAACAUAGAUAUGGCAAAAUAUGUACAUAAAAAAAACUUAAUAUUAGACUGUAUUUGAUGUAUUUAGUUGACUUGUUAAUCUCAUCAGUAAGUAAAAAUUAGUUAUGAGUUUAGAGGUUAAAAGAAGUCGAAGGAAUGGAAGAAAUAUGUGAUGUUCUUUAGAUUUAUUUAUUUAUUCUCAUCAUUAAGUCAAUUAGAAAAAAUAAUUAAGGAUUUCAGAAUUAGUUACUUAAAUACAGAAAGGUAGAACAAUUAAUUAUGAGUUUAGAGGUUAAAAGAAGUCGAAGGAAUGGAAGAAAUAUGUGAUGUUCUUUAGAUUGAUUUAUUUAUUCUCAUCACUACGUCAAUAAGAAAAAAUAAUUAAGGAUUUCAGAAUUAGUUACUUAAAUAUAGAAAGGGGAAAAAAAGUGCAUUGAUAUAUCUUAGGUUAAAUUAGCAUAUACGUAAAUUAUACUUCUGUGAUCCAAGCAAAAAAAGAAAUGCAUUAGAUUAAAAACAAUAAUAUUAAUAGUAAAGUCAGUGAUAGCAGUAUUCUCUUAUGGCGAAUACUUAAACUAUGUGUAUGAAACUAUUUAUUUGUGUAUGUAUUCAUUUCAAAAGUAUAUUAAGUUUAACCAGAAAACCCACUGUAUUUGAAGUAUUGAAGACUGUAGAAAGAGAAUCAGAUUGUAUUGGUGUAAAAAACAAAAAGAUUAGGAAAGGAAUCAAGGAGAGUUUAACCACUGUAUUUGAAGUAUUGAAGACUGUAGAAAGAGAAUCAGAUUGCAUUGGUGUAAAAAGGAUUAGGAAAGGAAUCAAGGAGAAAAAUGGACAAGAUACUGGAACAUUUUAAAUAUAGAUAAACCCUUUUGUAAA